GCGGAUUGCAUCUCCUGUACCUGACCAGCGUCCCUCCGUCCCGAGACCCCAUCAAUCGCUUCUCUUGUCCCCCGGUCCCCAGUCACGACCCCACCGCAGCCAUGACCCAAUUCGCACCCCUCAAGAAUGACCUCCUCCUCCGCACCGCCCGCGGCGAGAAGGUCGAACGCCCACCCUGCUGGGUGAUGCGACAAGCCGGCCGCUACCUCCCCGAGUACCACCAAGAAAAGGGCACCCACGACUUCUUCGAAUGCUGCCGGUCCCCGGAGAUCGCCUCGAAUCUCACACUCCAACCCAUCGACCGCUUCGCCGGCCUCAUCGAUGGCGCCAUCAUCUUCUCCGACAUCCUCGUCAUCCCGCAAGCGAUGGGCAUGGAAGUCGUCAUGCUGGACGGAAAGGGACCACAUUUCCCCAACCCACUUGUCGGACCCGAGGACGAGCAGUUCAAAGAGGUGAUGGAGAGGAAAGUGGAUGUCAAGGAGAGUCUGCAGUAUGUCUACGAUGCGAUCACGUUGACGAGGAAGAAACUGGAUGGAAGAGUGCCGCUGUAUGGAUUCUGUGGCGCGCCGUUCACGUUGAUGUGUUAUAUGGUCGAGGGAGGCGGGACGAAAGUUUUCCGUCAGACGAAGACGUGGAUUUACAAGUAUCAUGCUGCGGCGAAGGAAUUGUUGCAAAAGAUUGCGGAGCUGUGUGUGGAGUAUUUGGCUCAGCAGGUUGUGGCUGGAGCACAAAUCUUGCAGGUCUUUGACUCUUGGGCGGGAGAGCUCAGUCCGGCGACGUUCAAGGAGUUUUCGCUGCCGUAUCUGAACUGGAUUGCGGAUCAUCUGCCUAAGAGAUUGGAAGAGCUUGGUGUCGAGCAGGUGCCGAAGGUGGUGUUUGCGAAGGGUGCUUGGUAUGCAUUGGAGGAUCUGUGUAAGAGCAAGUAUGAGGUGAUUGGACUGGAUUGGUUGCAUGAGCCGAAGGAGGCGUAUGCAGUUGCGCAGAAGUAUGGAAAGGUGCUGCAGGGGAAUGCGGACCCCGGCGUGUUGUAUGGAGAUCAUGAGGGCAUUACGAAGGUGGUCGAAGAGAUGGUGAAGGGCUUUGGAGGUGGCAAGCAGGGAUGGAUCGCGAACUUGGGACACGGCAUCACACCAUGGGUCAAGCCCGACGACCUGAAGUUCUACUUCUCCGAGAUCCACCGGAUAUCAGGUAGCUGA
Molecule: messenger RNA, 1196 nt
Organism: Zymoseptoria tritici IPO323
Lineage: Eukaryota; Fungi; Ascomycota; Dothideomycetes; Mycosphaerellales; Mycosphaerellaceae
Product: uroporphyrinogen decarboxylase
Exons: 2
Coding region: 102-1196 (364 amino acids)
Biological process (GO): heme biosynthetic process
Cellular component (GO): cytosol
Molecular function (GO): uroporphyrinogen decarboxylase activity
Source: RefSeq, a predicted model, not a curated record